CUGUAUUAACUUUAUCUGUCGUGAUCUACGUUUGAUUAAAAACCAAGGAAUUUCCGCACUAAAUCGCCAAACAACAAUGACACUUCUUCAUCUAGGAUCUUGUCCAAGAAAAUUUUAAUGUGGCUGGCAACAGUGUGUUGUUUGCUAUUAAAAACUAACCUCAAACUUGAAAAUAUUUGUGAUGGGAGUUUCUAGUUUAUAUUUAUAAUUUGGUGGUUUACAAUUUAUCUUUGCCUUUGAAGUUUUGGAAAAUAGCAGUGGUGGAUAGCAACUGUCGUAAAAACAUAUCAGAAACAUGAAUGUCAUCUUGUACAGUAAUUUGGUGUCUUUCAUCAGAGAAUACAAAGGGCUUUCACAUGAUUGCAUGAAAGCUCUAGUUAGUAGAUUUCCAGAACAGAAUUAUGACACCAUAAACAGCAUUCUCCUGACAGAAUACCAAAAACGCAUGAAGCUGAAUCACAUCAAGACACAGACAAAUAAAGCUCAAUACUUUGAUUUUUAUCAGAAGGCUGUAGCAAAUUGUGAAAGUCCAGGUAUCAUACUACGUAUGGCAAAACACUUUGAUAUCGCUCCAUGUUUGAUAGCUAAAUUGAUUCUAGCACAGUAUUUCGAACUUAAUGGAAGUGCUGAUCAAAGUAAUUUGAACAUUUAUCUUAGGGAUACUAAAUUACUAGAUGAUAUGGAUUUAUCAUAUGAAAUACAUUUAUGCACAUUAUAUGACAAUAUAUACAGUCCUAUAACUGAAGCAAUAAGAGGCUCACUUGGACAACAGUAUGAAAUAGAACUCUGCAAGAAAGUUAAGGAACUCAACUUGGCAUUCAGGGAUGAAGAAUACUUACGUAAGCAAGGAUAUGAUAAAACCCCAGACUGCAAGUUAGAUGUCCCAAUAGUAGUAGAUGGUUUUAUUGUGAAUUGGAUUGAGAGUAAAGCAAUCUUUGGAGACAAAGAGGUACAUAAAGAGUACAUGAAGAAUCAAUACUUGAGUUACUGGAAUAGGUUUGGACCAGGAUUAGUGAUAUACUGGUUUGGUUAUUUAGAAACUAUUGUAGAGCCAAAUGAUAAGAGGUUUAUAAUAAGGGACAGUUUUCCUGAAAGUGUAAUAUGCAUGCCACCACCUGAUUUUGAAAUGGAACAUUUUAAUGAGCUUAAUAUAUGAUUGAUAGUUGAAGAAAACUUGGCAGAAAAACAGAUUUUAAGGAAGCUCAUGAGCAAGUGACCUUUCCAGAAAAAGAGGAGGCAUUCACUUGAAUGAUUCCAUAAUUAUAUAUAGUCAUGGAAUUCUUGGUUUACAGCUUUCUAAAUUAAAUUACAAUUAAUGUAUAAAAGCAUGUCUAGAACAUUUUGGGGUGGGAAACUCAAUCAGUCAAAAAAAUAUAGUUAAUAUAUUUGAUGACUCCUUUUAGAUUUUUUAUAUACUGCUUUUUUUCCAAAACUCGGUUGUUUACUCUCAACAUUAGUACAUACAUGUAUAUGUAUGUUCAAAUAUCCAAAUAGUUUGCCAAAGCUGAUACCUGUGGUCAGUCUUGCUAUGUUAUGUCUAUCUCUAGCACAUAUGGAGGCAACAAUUAUUGAUGAAAAGCAUCCAGUGGUGAUAUAUUCCUCUGAAAGAUUUUGUAUAGUCCAGGUUAUUUUAUAAUAAAAUUCUCUAAUUUUUGAUGCAAAA
Molecule: messenger RNA, 1663 nt
Organism: Acanthoscelides obtectus
Lineage: Eukaryota; Metazoa; Arthropoda; Insecta; Coleoptera; Chrysomelidae
Source: the annotation of a GenBank genome assembly